Messenger RNA from Brenthis ino (lesser marbled fritillary), 471 nucleotides. The record is from the annotation of a GenBank genome assembly. Lineage: Eukaryota; Metazoa; Arthropoda; Insecta; Lepidoptera; Nymphalidae.
AUGGUCAUUUCAAUUCAAACGCAUUCUACAGCCAACAACAUGAAGUGCAUCGCUCUCACCAUUCUUCUAUGUGCUGUAGCGAUUGAUGCUAAGCCCUAUGUGGAUGGCCUUGGUCUAGGUGGAAUUGGUGCAGGAGUAGGAGCUCGCAUCGGUAGCGCUCUCGGCUCUGGCAUAGGCCUUGGCUUGGCUGGAGCUGGAGCUCUGGGGCAAGGGGCGUUAGGAAUGGGCUUAGGUACAGGCUUGGGCACCGGGAUAGGUUUGGGUUCCGGAAUUGGUUUGGGUUCUGGAAUAGGUUAUGGUUCCGGAGUAGGUUAUGGUUCCGGAGUGGGUUAUGGUUCCGGAAUAGGCUAUGGUUCCGGAAGAGGUUAUGGUUCCGGAAUAGGUUAUGGUUCCGGAAUAGGCUAUGGUUCCGGAAGAGGUUAUGGUUCCGGAAUGGGUUAUGGUUCCGGAAUAGGUUUAGAUGCCAUAAUU